Molecule: messenger RNA, 1353 nt
Organism: Arabidopsis thaliana (thale cress)
Lineage: Eukaryota; Viridiplantae; Streptophyta; Magnoliopsida; Brassicales; Brassicaceae
Gene: RKD5
Product: RWP-RK domain-containing protein
Exons: 6
Coding region: 1-1113 (370 amino acids)
Cellular component (GO): nucleus
Molecular function (GO): DNA-binding transcription factor activity
Source: RefSeq, marked reviewed
AUGGUGGACCAAGGAUUUUUCACACUAAAAAAGGAAAAAAAGAAAAAUAUAUUAAUAAAACUUUUUUAUGUUAAAAUCUUGGGCUUCUGCUUUUGCGACUCUUGGUCUUCUUCGGACAUGGCACAUUCCUUAACCUCACUCGCCGUUUUCCAGAGCGUCAUCCGCAAAGAGAUGGUGAGGAGUUUGCAUGUCUAUGAAUCGGUGGAGAUUGAGAGAGAGUUCUGGUUCAAGAGCAAAAGCUGUUAUGUAGAGAAGAAAGCGAAGCCUCUGUUUCGUUCGGAAGAUUUCCGGCGACCGGAGAUCUCGGAAGGGUCGGUUUUUGGCACGUGGCGUUGUAUCUUUGUGUUCCGGUUUAAUCACUCGCUUCCUCGGUUUCCUACUCUUCUCUGUCUUUCCAGAAAUCCCAAACUGGAGGACAUCCCUAAUUUAGCCAACGAGCUCAAGUUUAUCUCCGAGUUAAAACCAUCAAAGAUUUAUGAAGAAGAACAAUGCAGUAGCAGUACAGAGGGAUAUUAUAACUCUGAUCUGCCUAAACCACGAAAGCUCGUUCUGAAACAAGAUCUUAACUGCCUUCCUGAUUCAGAAACCGAAUCCGAGGAAUCUGUAAACGAAAAAACCGAACAUUCGGAAUUUGAAAACGAUAAAACUGAACAGUCGGAAUCAGAUGCUAAGACUGAGAUUUUGAAGAAGAAGAAGAGGACACCAUCGAGACAUGUUGCUGAACUAUCCUUAGAAGAGCUUUCAAAAUACUUUGACCUCACUAUCGUGGAAGCUUCUCGGAAUCUCAAGGUCGGUCUCACUGUUUUGAAAAAGAAAUGCAGAGAGUUUGGGAUUCCACGGUGGCCUCAUAGGAAGAUCAAAUCUCUCGACUGUCUCAUCCACGAUCUUCAGAGGGAAGCAGAGAAGCAGCAGGAAAAGAAUGAAGCAGCAGCAAUGGCGGUAGCUAAGAAACAGGAGAAACUGGAGACAGAGAAGAGAAAUAUAGUGAAGAGACCAUUCAUGGAGAUAGGGAUAGAAACCAAAAAAUUCAGACAAGAAAACUUCAAGAAAAGACACAGGGCUUCUAGAGCCAAGAAGAAUCAAGAAUCUCUUGUCACUUCCUCUUCCACUUAAAGACUUUAGGUCCUUUAACAGUAACAUCGGAUAUAUUAGUUAGUUAGGGGUUUCUGUGAAGCGUUUUGGUAUUUAGAAAUGUUAGUUACAAGUCUAACAGAUGAUGCUAAGCCAUGUUUGUUUUUGGUAUAAGAAGUUCCAAGAAGAGAGGAACUCUUGUAUCAUGAUUUUUUGUGGUCGGAUAUCAGAAUUGAAUCUUUUAUUUUUUCUUAGUGCAAUUAGGUAGCAAUUAAGAUCGAA